Molecule: messenger RNA, 1078 nt
Organism: Spirometra erinaceieuropaei
Lineage: Eukaryota; Metazoa; Platyhelminthes; Cestoda; Diphyllobothriidea; Diphyllobothriidae
Source: the annotation of a GenBank genome assembly
AUGACCCUCGCGUCAGGAGCCAACAAGUAAGGCUUGAGGGAUUUUAUUACAUGUUCAUAGAAGAACUUCCUGGUGUACCUCGGGUGAUUUUGUGAAAAGGGUAUUUUUUGCCUUUUUCGACGACGAGACAGCCAUACACAUUAAAGGAAAGAAAACUAAAAAGGGCCUGUUUGGUUCACAGGUGUACGACGUGAUAAAAGGUAGGCCUUGCUUAUAUGUAACUCUACAGGCUAAACGGACGUUUACGCAGUCUGGAACAGAGGGGCCCCUCUGUCUUGGCAGAGACGUUGUAGUACUUCAACGGAGAAGGAGUAUUUUCGCCUUUAAGUUACACCACGGGGCGCUGCUCUGAUUCCUAGGAGAUAAGCGACAACCAAGAUGACGCGGAGAACUCCAAUGACACCCUUCCCUCGAGGCAGCCGCUGCAGGUUGAGGGUAAUAAACCCUUCAACUGACUUAUCCAAGAGAGUUGCACGAAACGCUACCCAGCGACCGGCUGCCCAACUUGGACAGGGCCGUGGCGGGCAUGCCUAGAAAGUUAGACGUUAUUCUUGACAGUAACCACCGGCUGCACGGUCGCAUAAGUGAACUGGGAGCUAAGGAAGGUUAAUCAAAGGCCACCUGCCCCUGCGGCUACCCCGCUGCAAAAGCCUAUGCGGAAAGCAGCGGAAUUCCACCGGUUAACUGCGUUGCUGGAGGACACGAGAAUACGGAGGCAACUUGUAGGCUGUCCGUUUUAUCACUAUACAGAACAUAAAGAGUCAUUUCUCACUUGUCUAGGCGGGAACAACCUGGACGACUUAGUCCAGCGAAUAUUAUUUGCGCUUUUUGAGGACGAAAUUGGCCUCCACGUGAACUCGAGGUUUGUAAACUGAAAGAUAACCUUGGUCAUUCCAAAGUUUAUAAAGUCAUAUUGGGUAACUACGCAAUUAAGCGUCCCACUAUCUACAUUUGUAGGUGUUUUCGGCGCGUGGAACACCAAUGGCGCGGCCAAGCUGUCCGACCUGAGGUCUGCCUACACAAAGCGACUCAAGAGGCCUUUGGACAAUUACGUUCCACGUCACCGAGAGGACAGUAA